Molecule: messenger RNA, 231 nt
Organism: Penicillium taxi
Lineage: Eukaryota; Fungi; Ascomycota; Eurotiomycetes; Eurotiales; Aspergillaceae
Exons: 1
Coding region: 1-231 (76 amino acids)
Source: RefSeq, a predicted model, not a curated record
AUGAUCGUUAUCCUUUUAGUCGACCUGCACCCCAGAAUUGGUACUGCGUGCAUGCAUUCUCUGGCUUCAUCCUCACCGCUACUACCGAGCUACCAACUUAAGUCUAGUGAACUAAUAUUCAGUGGGUGCAUUAUGCAAUACGGAAAAUCCCAUGUCCGAGAUCUGGCCCUGCAGGUGGCGGAUUGCGGAUUGCGGAUUGCGGAUUACGGAUUACGGAUUGCUGAAUACUAA